This is a messenger RNA of Arctia plantaginis, 1116 nucleotides long. The record is from the annotation of a GenBank genome assembly. NCBI's taxonomy places the organism in Eukaryota, Metazoa, Arthropoda, Insecta, Lepidoptera, Erebidae.
AUGAGUACCUGGAACUGCUGUAGAACUUGUUUAGACGUGCAAUCUCUGAAUCCCAUAUUUUCAGCGCCCGAAUAUAGUGAAAAAUACAGUGAAGUCAUAUUAAAUGCCACAGGAAUCAAGGUGGAACUAGACGAUCGAUUACCACAACAAAUAUGUUCAAACUGUAUAAACUUUAUAAAUAAUUCUUACAAAUUUCGUAAAAAAUGUGAAGAAAAUCAGAAGAUAUUAAUCAGUCGCAUCAAUGAUAAACAAAUAUAUGAAAUUAAAGUAGAAUCAAAUAUAUUUAAAGCAGAAAAUAGCCAUACAAUAGACAUAUCAGAUUUAGUUAAUGAUUUCAAGUCAUUUAAUGAUAAUGAAAACAGUAUUAAUGAUUUCAUUGACUCUGUUGAAAAUAAUGAUAAUCAGAAUGUAGAAUUUGAAAAUACGGUUGAAGAAAUAGGUGAAAAGCCAGUAGAAACUGUAUUCAAAGAGAAACAGAGUAAAAGAAAUGUUGAUAAAGUACCCAGAAGGAGUUUGAGAAGUAAAAAAGAGAGUGAAGAGAAGAAAGCAAGAGUCAAAGAGGAGAUAGAGUGUGAAUAUUGCCAUAAAAUAUUAACAUCUAAGUUAUCUUUGAGGAAUCAUUAUAAAAUUCAUACGGGAUUUGAUGUUGUUUGCGAGCAUUGUGGCAAGAAGUUUAUCACCAGAAGACUGUUGCUGAUGCACUGCAGAGCCAAGCACGGCUAUGAGAAGACUGACAAGUGUUCCUACUGCGACUACCGAGCAUCGAAUGCUGAACAAGUUAAGAUCCACGAGCGGCUCCACACCGGCGAGAAGCCGUACGUGUGCAACUCCUGCGGCGCCGGCUUCCACCGCAAGAGUAGCUACCUUCAGCACGUGGCUAUACACCUUCCAGACAAGACUGUACAGGUGAAACUAGCUAUCUUUUUAAUGUCUCUGUCUGACACCAUAGCUCUUAAGGGAUCAGCCAUUAACCACGUCAUAUCUGACACCAUAGCUCCUAAGGGAUCAUCCAUUAACCACGUCAUAUCUGACACCAUAGCUCUUAAGGGAUCAUCCAUUAACCACGUCAUAUCUGACACCAUAGCUCCUAAGGGAUCAUCCAUUAACAGCCCUUAA